Messenger RNA from Tuber melanosporum (Perigord truffle), 2261 nucleotides. RefSeq lists its product as uncharacterized. Gene Ontology annotation, cellular component: cytosol. The transcript is spliced from 6 exons. Gene Ontology annotation, molecular function: protein-folding chaperone binding. Gene Ontology annotation, biological process: translational initiation. NCBI's taxonomy places the organism in Eukaryota, Fungi, Ascomycota, Pezizomycetes, Pezizales, Tuberaceae. Bases 782 to 1903 code for a protein of 373 amino acids. The record is from RefSeq and is a predicted model, not a curated record.
UCAAAAUCUCUCACCUUCCCAACUUCACCUUAAGAUUCCUCACAUUUGAUCAGACUCCUCCCACUCACCCUUUCCUUGGCUGCCAUUCUUACACAUACAUACAUACAGUACCGUAGGGUACACUCAUCACCACGCCACCAUUUUCUCACGGUCUACUCAUCUCCCGACUGGCAGGGUAUCCGCGGUCCAACCGCACAAUUCAGCACCAGUCAUCUUUCACUGCACUUACCUUCAUCCUCUCAUUAGACUAUCUCUUCCCUCUCCCCCACUCCUACCAAGAGACUCUCAUCGACUACCACGCAACCGCUCACUUCACCACCUCUUCAGCCACAAUCAUCUCUUCCUCGCCUUCCCCCCCCCCACUCCGGAGAUAUUUUCAAGUUCGUCCAUCUCUCCAAAGGAAUCUUUAACCACUCCCACUUUCCAUCCAUCUCCCCCUCCAAGCCUAACCCUAAUCUAUCACCUUGCCCUAAGGUCAUACCUCACAUAAUCACUGGUAUCAGGCUUCCGUCAAACGACUGGGCUGCACACGAUUUCCGCUCCACCAGUAGGCGUGAUUCUUGACAUCAUCUUUUUGAUCCCUGCUCCACGUUACGCUCAAAUAAAUUUUCAUUACUUAUAACCUUGCGCAUAAACUCUUCCUCCUCCUCUUCUUUCCUUUCUCUCCUCUCCUCUCCUCUACUUCUCCUGUAUACUCUCACUCUCGCUAUUCGUCCAAACAACUUUUCACAAACGAACUCGAACGUUUGUUAAAAUUUAAAAUUCGCCACACAUAUCCAUCAUGGUUAAGGAAACGAAGCUUUACGAUACCCUGGGUAUCAAGCCUAACGCCACACCGGAAGAAAUCAAGAAGGCCUAUCGGAAAGGCGCAUUGCAGUACCACCCGGACAAGAACAAAGAUAGCAAGGUUGCCGCAGACAAAUUCAAGGAUAUCUCUCAGGCCUAUGAAGUUCUCUCAGAUCCGGAGAAGCGCAAGAUAUAUGAUCAGUUUGGCUUAGAAUAUCUGUUGCGCGGGGGCCCUUCGUCGCCACCCCCACAAUCACAAUCACAAUCACACCCUUCAUUCUCGAGAUCCGAAACAUUCCCCGGAGGAAGCUUCCCGGGUAUGGGCGGAAUGGGCGGGAUGGGUGGGAUGGGUGGAGGUGGGCGCCCAUACUAUGGAGCAAGUAACUUUCACCAGUUCGGGAACCCCGAGAGUAUCUUCGAGAAGUUUGCCCGAAUGGAGGGCGGAUUUGAGGACCUUGGUUUCGACAUACUUGGAGGUCUCGGAACUGGUAGCCCACUUGGAGGUGGCCGACCUAGCAGUUUCCCUGGAACUAGGUUUGGUGGGGGCCCUCGGGAGCCUAAUGGAAGGAGUAAGACUCCUGAAUCAACCGUAUCUGAAAGGCGUGUGAGCCUUACUCUUGAGGAGCUUUUCAACGGCACAGAAAAGAAAUUCCGUGUCAAGAGGAAGACCUUUGAUAAGGAUGGCAGGAUUUCCCGGGAAGACAAAGAGCUAAAGAUCCCGGUUAAACCAGGCAUGAAAGCUGGCUCAAAGUUCAAGUUCAAGGGUGUUGGUGAUGAGAUUGAUGGAAGCAAACAGGAUCUGCAUUUCAUUAUAGAAGAGAAACCACAUGAAUCCUUCACUCGAGAUGGUGACGAUCUUAUCACAACCCUUUCCAUUCCCCUGAAAGAUGCUCUUCUGGGAUGGUCUCGACAAAUCAAGACAAUCGAGGGGAAGCAGGUAAAAGUCUCACAUGCUGGGCCAACGUCACCAACAUGGCAGGAGAGCUACCCUGGCCAGGGCAUGGUGCUUUCAAAGACACCUAAUGAACGCGGCAAUUUGAUUGUCAAGGUCAACAUUGUCUUCCCUUCGACCUUAACACUUGAGCAAAAAAAUCAACUCAGGGUUGCUUUGCCUUAAAGCGCAUAGGUUGUAUUAUUCCCAAGGAGCUCUACUCCAAAUGUUCAGUAGUCUUCUAUCAUUUUUACCCAGUUCCUGUGGCUUUUUCUUCUUCCGUCUUUCUUCUGCUUUUUCUUUACUUUUUUUCCUGGGUCUGACGGUUGGGCGCAUGAGAGGGCUUUCAUAACAAAUGUUGGAUUUACGGAUGAUUUACGAUACGGCACGACGUUCAUCUUUGCUCUGACAUAAAAAAUAAAAAAAGCUGAGGAUCGAUAGCCAGUUUCUUGGAGCCUGGUCUCUUGUAUAAUUGUAUAAAGUUUUCUGUUGGCUAGGGUUCCUUGGCAUGUUUCCCCCACAAUUAAAUAAAGGUUACUGGCUU